This is a messenger RNA of Chelonoidis abingdonii (Abingdon island giant tortoise), 2749 nucleotides long. The record is from RefSeq and is a predicted model, not a curated record. Lineage: Eukaryota; Metazoa; Chordata; Testudines; Testudinidae.
GCGGAUCGCUAUAUAUGGCUAGAGCUUGGUCACAUGUGCCGGGAGCUUCCUCCUGUCCCCUGGGUUCGCCCUUAACAGGAUCCGGCUCCAGCUCGCCAGUUGUCACAUGCACUCUCCGGUGUGUGACGCCUCGUUCCUGCCCACGCACCCACUCCGCUGAAUCCGGAGCGCCCUGCGGCAGCGCUCUGCAGCAACACGCCGCCCCACGCCCAGACCCAGCCCGCUGAGCCUGCCGCACAGGCGGGCAGGGGAGGACGAGGAGCAGCUGCCAUUGUGCAGUGCAGCGGCGCGUGCUAAAGACAGCCGCGUGUGAGUGACUCUCCUAAUAAAGCUUGAGCACCAGCUCCGGGCUCUUCGCGCCCUAUAAAACCCUUCCCUGCAAAGGGAGCGGGCUCGGCGCGGCACCAGGCGGGGACCGGCGGCAGCGACAAAGCGCAUCCGCGAAGAGGGGGCGCCCCCCACCAGUCCCGGCGAGAUGCCCCACGUAGAAGCGGAUCUCAAACUGGACUUUCAUGACGUGCUGCUCAGACCUAAGAGAAGCAGCCUCAAAAGCAGAGCCGAGGUAGAUCUCAUUCGUACCUUCACAUUCCGCAACUCCAAACAAACAUACACAGGGAUCCCCAUUAUGGUGGCAAAUAUGGACACCGUGGGCACGUUUGAAAUGGCAAAGGUGAUGACUAAACAUGCAAUGUUCACUGCUAUUCAGAAGCAUUAUUCUGUGGAAGAAUGGAAACUGUUUGCAGUCAAUCACCCAGAAUGCCUUGAGCAUGUAGCAGUGAGCUCAGGCAGUGGGAAGGCUGAUUUGGACAGGCUGACAAGUAUCUUGGAGGCCAUUCCCCUUAUCAAGUACAUCUGCCUGGAUGUGGCCAAUGGAUAUUCAGAGCACUUUGUGGAAUUUGUGAAAACUGUCCGUGCCAAUUUUCCAAAUCACACCAUCAUGGCAGGUAACGUGGUAACAGGAGAGAUGGUGGAGGAACUUAUUCUUUCUGGAGCAGAUAUCAUUAAAGUGGGCAUUGGACCUGGUUCUGUGUGCACCACCCGGAUUAAGACAGGUGUGGGCUACCCUCAGCUGAGUGCUGUGAUUGAGUGUGCAGACUCCGCCCAUGGCCUGAAGGGGCAUAUCAUUUCUGAUGGAGGCUGUAGCUGUCCAGGAGAUGUCGCCAAAGCAUUUGGAGCUGGUGCGGAUUUUGUCAUGCUUGGAGGAAUGUUUGCAGGCCACGAUCAAUGUGCUGGAGAGGUUCUAGAAAAAAAUGGCAAGAAGGUGAAACUGUUCUACGGGAUGAGCUCUGAUACGGCCAUGAAGAAGCACGUAGGAGGAGUUGCUGAAUACAGGUACAAGUUAUAUUCAGAUUUUGCCAUGGGCCGGAACCACCACCAAACCUACUUCUGGAUCUGAAUUUUGCAACUGGCUCCUGUUACAACCUGGGCUUGUUCCCUCUUCCAGAUGAACACCAGGCUGUUGUAAACAGACCCAACUCCUCGGCCCAUAUGCUUCCAAGAUCCCUGGGUCCAGGUAGUGACUGGGCACUGUUCCUAACGCUGGGUGUCUCAGGCACACAAACAGAGGUACAGACUACCUGUUUGACAUCCUUCUUGGGCAGUGGGACCUGGCAGUCCAGCUGUCUGAGCCCCUCCUGGAACCAGUGCCAGAGCCCCACAUUGCUUACUACCGUCCCCCCAGAAUGCACUUGGCUGUGGGACAGUAAGGUAAGGAAAACACUCUUAACAAAGGAAUUUUUUAAUCACAGACACUUUACUCUUGAAAGCACUAGAGAGUUACAGAUCUGUGGGAAACCAGAACAUCAUUCUCACCCUGAUAUCAGCCCUGCUGUGAAUCCUGGGUUUGAUGAACAUCUUUAGAGAGUCACUCAUCUUUUAUCUUUUGUUCUUGUGCAUUUAACUGGGGGAGUUGUGGGUUCCAGGCCCUUUCUUCCCCCAGUUGGCUUCUGUGUAGAGAGUUAUUCAUAGUCAAUGGCUGUACCAGUAGAAAACCCAUUAUUCAGUAGGGGAUAGUCAUUCAGUGUUGAUGGCGCUGUCAUACCUCCUCAUACAUAGUCUUUCCAUGAGGGGUCCAGCCAGCCCUUACCAUAAAAUGGAUACUCUAAUCCACAAAGGAAUUCACAAUACAACACAAAGUCACACUCCAGAAGGAAGGUUAUAGUGGACAAAAUGGGGUAACAAAACAAAAUGGAGUUCACAGACAUAUCCCUGCUCUGGCACAGCCCUUAAUUUUGCAGCAGGCCAAGCCACAACCCAGGAUACAAACGCUUCCCAAACUUUGGUCCAAGCCUAAAUUUAGCAGCUUGGAUCCGUCUUCAGAGCUGCUGCAUAUUAUAUUAUUAUUACUAUUAUUAACUGUUUUUAAAGAUGUAGAAAGUGCCAUAUAGACAUACAUAGUACUUACAGAAGGCAGGUAAGACAUAAUCUUUGCACUAAGGCAUUUAAGUCUAACGGCAUUGGCCUAAAUUUCCGGAGCUAUUCAGUAUCACGUAUUGGGUUGCAACAAAAUGCCUGUAAUAAUGGAGACCAAAAAAUUUAGUGGCAGGCAAAGUGCAGCCAUCAGGAAAGAGCUGAGCACAGAGAUGGUCAUGGCACUUCUGCCUUUUGAUCUGGCUGAAAUUAGACCCAUCGAGGAGAUAGAGCUGCCCCACUCACUGGUCCAAUAAGCUGGGCCAAAUACUGAACACAGCUGCAUCUACUCCACUUUCUAAGGAAACCUUUUGGGGAGAAGUAAAAAGAUGCCUUUAGG